Xylaria bambusicola is the source of this 1785-nucleotide messenger RNA. RefSeq names its product gamma-glutamyltranspeptidase. Gene Ontology annotation, biological process: glutathione catabolic process. Gene Ontology annotation, molecular function: glutathione gamma-glutamate hydrolase. Bases 1 to 1785 code for a protein of 594 amino acids. The transcript has 7 exons. Lineage: Eukaryota; Fungi; Ascomycota; Sordariomycetes; Xylariales; Xylariaceae. Gene Ontology annotation, cellular component: plasma membrane. The record is from RefSeq and is a predicted model, not a curated record.
AUGUCAAAAGAAAGGUUAUCGAGUCUACCGCAGAGCUUACUGCUCCUGCUCUUGACGGCCACCCCCAGCCUCGGACUUCCUCGGAAUCAGUGGGAAAGUCAGGACCAAGUCGUGCUUGAAUCCUCCACACCCGGCCGCCGAGGUGCCGUCGCAUCAGAGAGUAAAGUCUGCAGCCAGAUCGGCAUCGAUCUGCUUGCACGUGGCGGAAAUGCCGUGGACGCAUUCAUCGGCACCCAGCUCUGCGUGGGCGUUAUCGGGAUGUACCACUCUGGUCUCGGUGGCGGAGGUUUCGCUCUAGUCCGGGAUCAAAACGGGGAGUACACAGUCAUCGACUACCGAGAGACGGCGCCCGCAGCCGCUUUUGAGGACAUGUACCGGGACAACGUGAACGGGAGCAUAUUCGGCGGUCUGGCAGCCGGUGUGCCGGGUGAAUUGCGCGGUCUUCAGUACGUAAUAAGGAACUGGACUAACACGUUUUUAUACGGCAGAUACGCGCAUAACCGAUUCGGCUCUCUGCCCUGGUAUGACGUUGUUUACCCGGCCUCUCUGGUGGCGAGGGAUGGGUUUACUGUGACGCCAGAUACGGUUCGCUAUAUGGAGUUUGGUGUUCGUGCAGCGGGAUGGAACUUCUUGGUUGAAGAGCCCUCGUGGGCUCAAGAUUUCGCUCCUAAUGGCACUCUAGUCAAACUGGGCGAAACCAUGUACAGAAAACGCUAUGCGAAGACCCUGCAGAGAGUCGCCGAGGAAGGUGCUGAUGUGUUCUACACCGGAGAUAUAGCCGAAGAUACAAUAGCCACGAUCCAGAGUGGCAAUGGUACAAUGACCCUCGCGGAUCUUGCCGAAUACAAGGUCAUUCCGCGGCAGCCAGUGAACAUCACAUACCGCGACUUCACCAUCUACGCCUCUGGCGCGCCAACAAGCGGCGCAGUGAGUCUGAGCACUUUGAAAACGAUGGAAGGGUACCACGACAAAGCAGACGCGAAUCUCACAAUGCACCGCUUCGACGAAGCUAUGCGCUUCGCCUACGGCGCCCGCCAAGGCCUAGGCGACCCAGCUUUCGUCGAGGAAACUUACAGACUAGAAAACCACAUGCUCGACGCCAGCAGCGCGGUCACGACGCGCUCGCACAUCCUGGACAACAGCACGCAGCCCGUGGAGAACUACGCGCCCGGGAAGAUAUACACGACGCCGGGCGAGGGCACCUCGCACAUCACGACGGCAGACGGAUCCGGCAUGGCCGUCUCCAGCACGACGACAGUCAAUUUGCUCUUCGGAAACCUGCAGAUGGUGCCGUCGACAGGGAUCAUUCUCAACAACGAGAUGAACGACUUCUCGAUCCCGGGGGUGCGCAACGAAUUCGGGUUCGAGCCGGCCGUGGCGAAUUUCAUCCGCGCGGGGAAACGGCCUUUAUCCUCGAUUACGCCGCUCAUGAUCGCGCGCGCAGACGGCACUGGUGACGAGGAGCUCUUUGCCGUUGUGGGAGCAGCGGGCGGAUCACGGAUCAUUAGCUCCACGACACAAGUAGCCUGGCGCGUACUGGAUAAUCUCACCAUGGCUGAGGCUAUCGCGCUUCCGCGCGUGCAUGAUCAGUUAAUGCCCAACACGGCGGUUCUAGAGGAAGGCUUCGACACUGGCAUGGCUGCGAGCCUGGCGGACAGGGGACACAAUGUUACGUGGGUCGAAUUAGCCGCGAGUUCCGUGCAGGGCGUGCGAGUCCGGUCUGACGGUGUCUUCGAGGCUGCUUCGGAGACUAGACAGGUGGGUAGUGGUGGGCUUACGAUAUGA